Messenger RNA from Anoplophora glabripennis (Asian longhorned beetle), 981 nucleotides. RefSeq names its product 60S ribosomal protein L7a (gene RpL7A). The transcript has 6 exons. Gene Ontology annotation, biological process: ribosome biogenesis. Lineage: Eukaryota; Metazoa; Arthropoda; Insecta; Coleoptera; Cerambycidae. The record is from RefSeq and is a predicted model, not a curated record. The coding region runs from base 110 to 916 and encodes 268 amino acids. Gene Ontology annotation, cellular component: ribonucleoprotein complex.
CGCCCUUUCUCCGAAGUUAGGCGAUCUCUUAUGUUGGGAUUUGCUGAGUGGCGGAUGUAUUUGUAAUUUAUUAUUACCUAAAACAUCAUUUAAUUCUGUAAUACUUAAAAUGGUCCAAAAGAAGCCCAAGAAGAAGGUAGGAAAGAAGGUAGCUGCGGCUCCUCUGGCAGUCAAGAAAGUUGAACUAAAAAAGGAAGUCAAUCCUCUUUUUGAAAAAAGGUCUAGAAAUUUUGGGAUUGGGCAGGAUAUUCAGCCUCCAAGGGAUUUAUCUAGGUUCGUCAAAUGGCCUAAAUAUAUUCGUAUCCAAAGGCAAAAAGCCGUUUUACAGAAAAGGUUGAAAGUUCCGCCUCCAAUUAAUCAAUUCUCCCAAACAUUAGAUAAACAAACCGCUACCCAACUGUUUAAGGUUUUAGAAAAGUACAGGCCUGAGACAGAGCUCCAGAAAAGGAACAGGUUGAAGGCCAAAGCCGAAGCCAAAGUUGCUAAGAAAGAGGUUGCUCCAACCAAAAAGCCCAACACUUUGAGGGCUGGUACAAAUACUGUAACAAAACUCAUUGAACAGAAAAAAGCCCAGUUGGUGGUUAUAGCACAUGAUGUUGAUCCUAUCGAGUUGGUACUUUUCCUACCCGCCCUCUGCAGGAAAAUGGGCGUCCCUUACUGCAUCGUCAAGGGAAAAGCUAGGUUAGGUCUCCUUGUUAGGCGUAAGACUUGCUCUUCCAUUGCGUUGACUCAGGUCGACUCUGGUGAUAGGUCCAACUUUAAUAAGAUCGUGGAAGUGAUCAGGACCAACUUCAAUGAACGCGCCGACGAAAUCAGGAGACACUGGGGAGGUGGUAUCCUGGGUUCAAAGUCUGCGGCCCGCAUCGCGAAGAUCGAACGUGCAAGGGCGAAGGAGUUGGCCCAGAAGCAGGGUUAAUUUUUCUUGUUCUGUGACAAGAUUUGUAAUAAAUAAAUCAUAAAAUGUUACCAAGUCUUUGGUUU